AUGUCAUUGGACUCCCCGCUGCGCGCCUACCUGCGGGAUGCAGCCCGCAAGUUCGACUCGAUCCUCUCAGACUCAGCCCUGCGCGAAAUCAACUCGGAGCUCUACGCCUCCCUCUGGGACAAUAACGACGAGUUCCUCCACAACUACUUCCCUUCCUUUGUUGAGGCCCGUCAGAACGGCGUCACCGUCCUCACCGACAAUGGCGAUGACGAGUACUCGCCCUCUGCCAGGGGCCAAGCCUGUGGCCAUACCUUCAAAAUGGGUGAAGGUGUCUUCCGUUGCAGGACGUGUGCAUUGGACGAGACUUGCGUGUUUUGUUUGCGUUGCUUUCACGGAACCAACCACGAGGGUCAUGAUACCUCGUUCUCGGUCAACAACGGUGGAGGCGGAUGUUGCGAUUGCGGGGACCCAGAGGCAUGGAAGGUCGAACUCGACUGCAUCUAUCAUUCAGCCAAACACAUUCCACAAGGCGAGACCGAUCCAAAGAACCUGGAAUACCCACCCGAAGUCACAGCAUCGAUUCGCCGGACAAUAGCCGCGGUCCUCGACUUUAUCAUCGACACCAUGACGACAUCGCCCGAGAACAUGAAUGGAACCCGUGUGAGCAAAGAACAGAUCCAGCGCGAUGCAGUUGAUGCCGGGAACAUUGCAGGAGAGACGACGAACCUCGACCUCAUGGACUUUGUCUGUAUUCUCUGGAACGAUGAGGACCACUCCUUCACAGAUGUCAUCAACCGAGUCUCGGAAACCACCAAUAUGGCAUCCAAUUAUUCUCGAAAGAUCGCCGAAACGGUUGAUACACAGGGACGAGCUAUCGUUGAAGUAUCAAGCGACAUUCAGAGACUCAUGGAGAUUGCGGAGAACCUGGCAGACAUUGGGCUGGUUGUCAGCAUUCGAUCUGCCCGAGAGACAUUCAAGGAGCAGCUGUGCGACGUCUGCAUCUCCUUCUUGAAAUCGCUGGCUUAUAUCAAAGGAGGCGCUGUCUCACAAAAGCAAUCACAGGCCAUUCGGGAAAUCAUAUGCGAGGAGCUGUGCAGCGAAUGGCGUCGGAAACCCAACAAGAACAACACCAUGAGCCACCAGGACACCGUCGUCGAGAUGGAGGACGACUAUAUCGACAUUGUCGGAAUCAACCCAGAGGAAGAGAGCCGUGUCCCCAUUGUGUCUGCCCAUGAACUGGAUGUCGAUGGCGAUGUCGAUAUUUCAGGAUCAGUCCACGAAGACGUCAUCGACGACCACCCAUCACGGCCUCACCACCAUACCCACGCCCACGCCCACAUCCACAACCACGACGGAGACUCGGAGAUGUCACAUGCUGCUCACGAUGAAGAUACCCUGAUGGCAGAGAGUUCGAGUUCCAGCGUAGAUCAGCAACCGUCCGACCCCUUUGCCAAGAGCGCCAGAGCCGGUCCUCCUCGCCGCAAACUCAGAAUCGACUGGCUUCUGUUGCUCGACCUCAAGUUUUGGAAGCUUCCCCGAGCCAACCUUCGUGAGGUCUACAUUGGUACAUUGGUCCUUAGUCCAAAGUACAAGAAAUUCAUGGCUGUGCGGUUUGCCUUCAAUUAUCUCAAGAUUGCAAGAGCUUUCUUGGUGGUCGACCGUGAGCCAGAGCUGUCGAUCAUCCUUUUCUCUGUCCAGCUGUUCACGGUUCCGACGAUUGCAGAGAUGUUGGCGCAGGAGCAUAACUUUAUAUACAUCCUCUGCCAAAUCCUGAUCUCCUUCUUCCAAGGACCCAACUAUGCCGGCGGGCCCAUCAACUGCAACCUCCCUCCCUUUGAGAACAGACGUUACUUCCACAUAUUCCACGACUUCCGGUACAUCCUGGCCAACGAUGCCGUCAAGCAAAUCGUCUCAAAUCGCCCAGCAUACCAGACGCAGAUGAUUGAAGUCCUCAACAUGUUCCAAGGAAUGCACCCCAACACUCGCUACUCUCUUGACCACAUUGAAUUCGAGCCCAACACCUGGGUCAAUGCCUUCAACGUCACAUUACAGCUCUACAAGUGCUGUCGACAGUUCUCUGACUGCUUUUCUUCCAACUCCUUGGUCUUGACUCAGGUUCUUUCACGGACAGUAAAGAAGAUCUACGAAUGGUGCGACAAGCACGAAGAGGAAAUGCCCCAGCCUGCCGAAGAGGGUCCCAAUUCUCACCCACUCCCUUCUGCCCAGGACCUUGCCCUGGCUGAGAACCACCCAAUGAUCGGGGCGCUUCCAACCGGACCAGCAACCAUGCCAGCACACCAACCAGGUCAGGUCGUCCCCGCUCAGCCCGCAACAGCCGCCAGCCCCGCAACUCCUGCGAGGAAGACCCAAGUACAUACUAUUAUCAUGCCCACAUCCCCACCAAGAUCGUUCGAUGUGAUCGAGUACAAGGUCUCGGCCCAGCCUGUCGCCUUCCACCACCCUCUUCACUGGUUUUUGGCGGACUUGCUGGAGAAUGUCAACUUUUUGGACUCGGCCGAGUUGCAAAAGGUUGGCUACGAGUCGUUCCGCCACUUGAUGCUCCAGAUUGUCGGUAGCGACCACGAUUCGGAUGAGAAGCGCGUCUUCAAGCUCCAGGAGAUUUUUGACUACCCCCUUCGAGUGUGCGUGCUAAUGGCUCAGAUCAAGGCAAAUGUCUGGGUGCGCAAUGGAUUCGUGAUCCGCACCCAGGCCCAGUACUACCGCGAAGUCUCCCUCCGUGAGAACACAUACGACUCGGACAUUUUCUUGCUCCAGGUCGCAAUGGUCCUCUUUGAGCCGGAGCAUUUCCUGGUCACAGCUCUGGAUCGCUUCGAGCUUUUGGACUGGUUCUCUGGCCAACGGGAGCACAGCACCUAUGACCUAUUGCAGAUCGUGUUUAUGGCCGAGGAGCUCUUGACCCUCUUGAUCGUCUGUGUGUCCGACAGAGUCAACGCAGCAGGAUUUACGAUUGAGCAGGAGAUUCGCCGCGAAGUCGUCCACGGUCUUUGCUUGAAGCCCAUCGCCUACUCGGAGCUCACCAAGCGUAUCCCUGAGCGUCUCACAGACCAUUAUAAGUUUGACGACACUCUCAAGGAACUCGCUUCCUACCGUGCACCCGACGGUAUCUCAGACCACGGUCUCUACGAGCUCAAGGAUCAGUUCUUUGACGAAGUCGACCCUUAUUUUAUCCACUUUUCAAGGAACAACAGUGAGGAGGCCGAGGAGAUUCUUAAGAGCCGAAUGAUCAAGAAGAGCAACAACACCAUCAAGUCGCCCCAGAUUCUUCCCCGCCUUUCCACGAUCGAGCGCGGCCCCUUCCAGAACCUUGGUAACAUGAUGCAUACCAAGACCAUGACCCAGAUAUUGUUUUACACCUUCUGGAACGUCAAAGCCGAGCCCAGGAUCAAGUCUGACACCAUCAUCGAUCAAGCCGCCUACAUGAUGCAGAUUGCCAUCCUCGACCCCAACAACGAUGCCUUCAGGAGUCUUCAGCAGGAUGCCGCGGGCGAGUCGUCGGGCAUCGGCAUGACGGGCUUUAUGCGUCACGCCUCAUUCGAAAAGUUCCCCGUCGUCAUCAACGGAAACGAGCGCAUUCGUCUGUCUCUGCUCUCGAUCUUGAUUCAGCGUGCAGAUGACCCAGCCUACAAGAGCAUUCAGCCCAAGUUGAACUUUGUGCUCAACAAGUUUGAGGAGCUCGGCUCAACCGAGGCGAAGGCGAUGGUUGGUGAGUGGAAGGCCUCCAAAGGCCCCACUGAAGGCGGAGAGGCUGGUGUGAGCGAGGCUGAGGAGGUUGAGCGUCGAAAGAAGGCCAGUCAGGAGCGCCAGGCCAGGAUGUUGGCUCAGAUGGCCCAGCAGCAGCAGAGCUUCAUGUCACUUAACGAGGAUCUCUAUGACUCGGACUCGGACGAGGCGGACGUAGAGUCGAUGCACGAGGAUGACCAGAAUCCACUUGAGCUCGGUGCACAAAAGAUUGCAGAGACGAUUUGGCACUAUCCCACCGACACCUGCAUUGUCUGUCAGGAGGAGAUGACUCAAUCGAGCGAAUACGGAAUGCUUGCCUACGUCCAACCCUCGCACAUACUUCGUCAGACGCCCAUGGAUGACCCCCAGUUCUUGCUCGAGUCUGUCGUCUCACCUCUCAGUCUCGACAUUUCAGCCACCUCGAUUCGCCCCUUUGGCAUUGCUUCCAACUUUGAGAAGCACAGCGCCAACUUUGAGGCACCCAAGGAGGCGGACGCUGCUAGCACCAAGGAACCCGAGUCGCGGCCUGGAUCUGGAAAGGCAACUGCAACAGGACAGCCUUACCGUCCUCAGAAGAUUGCCAAGGGAUUCCCGACGACGUCUCAUCGCCGUGGACUUUAUACCUCGAGCUGUGGACAUUUGAUGCACAUCAAGUGUUUUGAAACCUAUGUUCGUUCGCUCCAGCAACGCCAUGAGGCCCAGCACAACCGCAACCAUCCCGAGGACCCAGCUCAGCGCGAGUACAUGUGCCCACUCUGCAAGUCGCUCGGUAACUUGUUGCUGCCGAUUAUCUGGAAGGGCAAGAAGCAGACCUACCCUGGUGUGCUGAUCCCCGCUAACGGUAGUAGCCCUGUGGAUUGGCUCAAAUCAGGAGCUGUGACCGCCUUGGAGUCAUUGUCGGCCGAGAAGAAGAUUGCACAGGUGGAGUCGGACCCCACAACCCGACUUGUACGCGCAGGAGAACCACAAGCCAUUGGAGCACGGCGACGGAACAGCAGGAGCCAAAACAUGAUCAGCCUUGUCCAGAGACUGAUGGGUGAUCCCACUGGUACAGCAACAACGCCGAUGCAGGCGGCAGCGCUAACAGGCGGACCGUUCUCUCGACCACCUCCAGGAGCAAUGCCCGGACCUUCGUCGUCCUCAAUGGCACACAUUUCCGAGUCACACGAGAGUCCUGAGUCUGACGCGAUCAAGACCAUGUAUAUGCGUUUGGCCGAGGUUUUCCAGAUGAACCACCGCGAUUUGCUGAGGCCCGAGGAGAUUUUGACGUAUCGACAGAACCCUAACCAGAUCGGCGAGGUGAACGUGAUGUGGGAGGCGUUUGCGUACACGGUCUCGUGCGUGGAGAUCACACAGCGCGGUGUUAAUGCGGCCAACGGAACAUCGACCCUCAUUGCCGGUAUUCAGCAGCAGAGCUUGACACUUUUGCGCAUGAUGGCCGACACGACUAUCUCGUACACGGCUAUCAUGGUGAACCACCCUGACGACCGACCCCGUCUCGCACAACUGAGCUGGGAGCGCCUGGGCAAGAUUCUGCAAGGACACCCCGAGUUGAACCAAGCGGAUAGCGCCUCGUUGCAGAUGGUCAAGCCCUUACUCUUGGACGACCCCUUCUUUAUUCUGACCGAGCUGACCCUACACCCACUUCCCGGAAAUGUCGAGCCAGGACACCUGUUGGAGAUUCUGUUGGUGGCAGAGAUUGUCAAGACGGUGACGACCUUUGCGACAUCGAAUAUGGAAUCGUUGCUGGCAGCUGAACCCCGUAUUGCUUCCUACACCCAGCACUCGCUCGAUGCACUCCGCCCCGAGGAUGCGGCAUCGCUGAGGGCGUUUGUCGUUUAUGUGAUGAAGAGUUUGUCGAUGCCUGUGGCCCAGCAGCAGCAGUUCCUGGACAAUAUGCCCGAUAGGUUGCUUUUGAAGCUCCUUAAGACAUACAUCCUCCCGUUCCUACGAAAGUCGGCCUUGUUGAUGGAUGCUCGUCAUGGUGUCCUGUUCCCAGAGACUCAGCCUGCCAUGUCGACGGCAGAACCACUGGACGAUGAGUACUCCCGCCUGGCUGCAUUGUUGCAUCUCCCGGAUCUGCUUACACUGUGCACCAAGUGGAUCGAGGAUGAUCUGUUGAAGGGCAUCUUGACUGCUUGGUGCCACGAUUGUGUGAGCCUUGCUGGGCCUGGCUCUUUCCCUGGUGGAAUUCCUGGACAACAUGGAGAGCUUGACAUGUCGAAUGUGCUGCGCAUUGGUGGAUCAAACGCUGGUUUUGGUGCUCAUCAUAUUCAGGGAUCAUCAUCGUCGUCAUCUUCCGCGGGUGUACCGUCCAGUGCCUCGUCGCGGUUCAUCACUUUGCCCAUUGGUCUGAACCAUCCUACGAUCUAUGAACUUGUGGGGUUGCCAAGGCGUCUGGACUCGCUCUUUGAGCUGAGCAUCAAGUAUAUUUGCCCAAAGUGCAACACCGUGCCUCAGGAUCCAGCACUUUGUCUCUGCUGUGGAACCAUUGUCUGCAGUCAGAGCUUCUGUUGUCUCGAGGGUCUCGAUAGUGACGGUCGUGGAGAAUGCAAUACCCACGCCCUCACCUGCACGGGACCAGUGGGAAUGUACUUGUUGAUCAAGAAGUGUGUGAUUCUGUGGCUGCAUGUGCGGAACGGUUGCUUCCACCCGGCGCCGUUCCUGGACGAGCACGGAGAGGCCGAUCUGGGUCUACUCCGAGGACGGCCCCAGUUCCUGAACCCACUCCGGUACGACGAUCUCCGUCGUCUCUGGUUGACCCAUGGUAUCCCAAUCCAUGUCGCGCGCAAGAUCGAGCAGUCAUACGAUAUCGGCGGAUGGCGCACCCUUUAG
Messenger RNA from Linnemannia hyalina, 6516 nucleotides. The record is from the annotation of a GenBank genome assembly. Lineage: Eukaryota; Fungi; Mortierellomycota; Mortierellomycetes; Mortierellales; Mortierellaceae.